Molecule: messenger RNA, 1180 nt
Organism: Erigeron canadensis
Lineage: Eukaryota; Viridiplantae; Streptophyta; Magnoliopsida; Asterales; Asteraceae
Product: probable pectin methylesterase CGR2
Exons: 7
Coding region: 189-974 (261 amino acids)
Biological process (GO): pectin metabolic process
Molecular function (GO): methyltransferase activity
Source: RefSeq, a predicted model, not a curated record
UUAUACAACUAUAUUUUAGCUUCAUUUUCAACACCAUCAAGUUUUAUACGAACAACUCAUUUUAUAUAUACACAGAUCCAUCACAUUAUUUUAGAUCCAACUCCGUGACACUUUCCCAUUAACCAUAUUCAUCAUUUUAUCAAAAAGAGUGUAGAGUCUUUUUCGUUUCAUACUUUAGGUAUAUAAUCAUGUCAAGAAGGCCAGGAAAUGCCACACGUCGGCUUAUUGGUAAUGGGGGCAAUCCACUAGGCGGGAUUUUUCAUUCGAAAUCACAAGCAUCUCCUCUAUUAUCUGUUGUUCUUGUAUUGCUAGGAACACUCCUUGUGAUUGGCUAUGUUUAUCGGGGUUCAGGUGGAUCUGGGGACUAUAAAGCAUUUAGCAAGGUCGAAGGUGACUUUAGUUGCACGUUUGAUGUUCAUACGGCCAUACCUAUCUUAAAGAAAACAUAUGGUGACAGCAUGCACAAAGUAUUGCACGUUGGGCCCGAUACUUGCUCAAUAGUGUCUCAGUUGACUACAGAAAAAGACACUGAAGCAUGGGGUGUGGAACCAUACGAUAUUGAGGAAACUGAUGUUGCUUGCAGAAGUCUUGUGCGUAAGGGUCUUGUUCGUGUUGCUGACAUCAAGUUCCCUUUGCCAUACAGGGCUAAAUCGUUUUCUCUAAUUAUAGUCUCCGACUCAGUUGAUUAUUUAUCUCCCAAGUACCUCAACAAAACCCUUCCAGAUUUGGCUAGAGUAUCUGCUCAAAAUCUUGUUAUAUUCACAGGUAAACCUAAGAAUUCAAAAGCUAAACUACCACAAUCAUCAAGAUUUGGACGCCCGGCUAAGAUGCGGAGCGCGUCGUGGUGGGCCCGGUUUUUCGUUCAGACGAGUCUUGAGGAGAAUGAAACAGCAGCAAAGAAGUUCGAGCAGGCUGCUUCCAAGAGCUCAUACAAGCCAAAAUGUCAAGUUUUUCACUUAAAUUCAUACCAUUAAUGGUGAGAUACUAAUGAUUCAUAAUCAAUUUAGCCGGUUUUUUAGCCGGGGAAGAAGACUCCGGCUCACAUAUAGUUUAUAGUUGUGUUGUUGGUUCAAUAUGGUGGAAGAUGUUGAUUCCAUCACCACCCUUAUGCUGUUAUUUAUACCAAUUGAUUAAAAUUUAUGAACACUUUAAUAGUUAUAUAAUUAUUUGUUUAAGACAA